AUGAAGUCGUUACUUUUAAGUUGUCAAAUUUUAGAUACCAAUCAUACAGCAGUCAGUUUAGCACAAAGACUGAAAGACGUUGUUAAUACUUGGGGUUUAAACAAAAUAACAUUAACUGUGUCGGGCAAUGCAAGUAACAUCGUAAAUGCAGUCACCGAACAAUUAAAUUGGAAACAUUUAGGUUGUGUCGAUGUGGAAAAUUUAUAA
Diabrotica balteata is the source of this 207-nucleotide messenger RNA. Lineage: Eukaryota; Metazoa; Arthropoda; Insecta; Coleoptera; Chrysomelidae. The record is from the annotation of a GenBank genome assembly.